Messenger RNA from Aspergillus saccharolyticus JOP 1030-1, 786 nucleotides. RefSeq names its product mitochondrial 54S ribosomal protein uL23m. Gene Ontology annotation, biological process: mitochondrial translation. The record is from RefSeq and is a predicted model, not a curated record. The coding region runs from base 89 to 733 and encodes 214 amino acids. Gene Ontology annotation, molecular function: structural constituent of ribosome. Lineage: Eukaryota; Fungi; Ascomycota; Eurotiomycetes; Eurotiales; Aspergillaceae. The transcript is spliced from 3 exons. Gene Ontology annotation, cellular component: mitochondrial large ribosomal subunit; ribosome.
CGUUAGUAUCAGCAUACAAUUCCUCCUCCACCUCACCACUCCCUCUGGACCACACCCCUACUCCCCUCCCAAAGGAAAGCAAAGAAAAAUGGUCCGCAAAUUCUCCAAAUUCCCCAUCAAACCCGCCGGCUGGGUCGGCCCAAGCGCCCCUCUCGAGCAGCGCAAACAGAUCUUUCUUCCGAACUUCACAAUCGCCCUGAUCCGCACUCCCUUCCUCCCUCCCCGCUACGCCUCCUUCUACGUCCCCCUCAACUUCAACAAGCUGGACAUCCGGGAUUAUUUGCAGCGCGCCUACGGCGUCGGCGUCCUGGCCGUGCGCAGCUUCGUCGAGCAGCAGAAGGUCACUCAGAUGAAGCCCAACGGGCGGUACGGGUACGGGAAGUUCCGGCGGCCGAAGAGCAAGAAGCGCAUGACGGUGGAAUUGAAGGAGCCGUUUGUGUGGCCGGAGGCGCCGGAGAGUAUGGAUAAAUGGGAAAAAGAUCAAUUCUUCAAGGCCGCCAAAUACCAAAAGGAAAUGCAGGACGCCCAGCGCGAGGAUGCCAUUACGUGGGCGCCUACCAAGGAGCGCGAGUCGUUCGCCGAGGAGGCGGAGAAGAUCCUCAGCGGCGAGAAGCAGUGGCGGCCCACUUGGCAGGCGUUGGGGUUGAACCUCGAUCGCGCCGUCCUGACGAAGCCGGCGACUUCGGUUAAGAGUGGCCAGGAGGGUGGUUCGGUGGGUGGGAAGAGUGAGUAGAUUAGUCUCGAGGAGGGGGGGAAGGAAGGGUUGAAUAAAUUGAGACAGUGAUG